ACUCCCAGUCUCUUUACGAUGAAAAAACAAAACGUAUUGAACUUUUCACUUUUAACCCGGAAACACCUCAUUACAGGUUACUUCCUUUUUUAAGUAGUCGUCGUGGUUAGAAAGUGAUAAGUUUUCAGGUAAAGAUGGCUAGUCCGUUAGUUCAAGAAAAUGUUUGGCUUCAGCAACAGAAAUUUGAAGAUGCUGAACGUCUAUACAGACAGUUGGAAGCUGGUACACUGUCUUCUAGUGGACAAAAAGUCAGCAACUCAUUGGCUGCUGAUAUAGCACAAGUCAGAAAAGAAAUACAGAGCGCAUUAGAUAAAGCACCAGUUAAGGGAGCUGGUGGUGCUGGUGAUUCUAGUAUUGUACAGCGCCUUGAAGCUGUGGAAAAAGAAAACAAAGAAUUGAGGAAAAUUACUGAAGAGCUCCGGUCAUUGAUACUUGGUAUUAAAGGAGGAUCCGCACCUGCCACAACACCAUCCAGUGCCCCACAAGGCAAACCUGCACCUCAGCCACAGAAACCAGCACCAGCUGAUGACGACGACGACGAUGAUGAUGACUUGUUUGGAAGCGAUGAUGAAGAAACAAAGGCAUUGAAAGCCAAGAGAGUUCAAGAUUAUCAAGAGAAAAAAUCUAAAAAGCCAGCUCUGAUUGCCAAAUCAAGUGUCCUUCUUGAUGUCAAACCUUGGGACGAUGAAACAGACAUGGCUGAAAUGGAAAGAAGGGUUCGUGCUAUUGAACAAGAUGGAUUAGUCUGGGGCGCAUCAAAACUUGUAGAAGUUGGCUAUGGAAUCAAGAAACUGACCAUCAUGUGUGUUGUGGAGGACGACAAAGUCAGCAUUGAAGAUCUUUCUGAGAAAAUCACUGGGGAAAAUGAGGAUUUAGUCCAGAGUGUAGAUAUUGCUGCAUUUAACAAGAUUUAAUUGGACAAAGACUAGACUCUUAUUUAAAAUUGUAAUAAAUAUUAUUUACACAUGUU
Molecule: messenger RNA, 970 nt
Organism: Biomphalaria glabrata
Lineage: Eukaryota; Metazoa; Mollusca; Gastropoda; Planorbidae
Product: elongation factor 1-delta-like
Exons: 9
Coding region: 135-914 (259 amino acids)
Biological process (GO): translational elongation
Cellular component (GO): eukaryotic translation elongation factor 1 complex; cytosol
Molecular function (GO): translation elongation factor activity; guanyl-nucleotide exchange factor activity
Source: RefSeq, a predicted model, not a curated record